This is a messenger RNA of Caretta caretta (loggerhead turtle), 1271 nucleotides long. Its product is annotated as inverted formin-2-like. The record is from RefSeq and is a predicted model, not a curated record. Lineage: Eukaryota; Metazoa; Chordata; Testudines; Cheloniidae. Gene Ontology annotation, molecular function: actin binding.
GUGUCUUCAGGAUGUUUCCUUUGCCAUGCCAUUCCUGGGUUGUAUUUUUUUGUCCCCUUGUAGGUAUAAUAGGCCAGCGCAAAUCAGCACAGUCAUCAGGUUGCUUUGUCGACACAGUGUAAAUGGAGAGCAUCUAUAGGAACACACUGGGGUCAGAGCAGUUCAAAGGAAACUUUACUCACACACCUCUGAUUUGACUUCUGUGCAUUUUGGCCCUGCCCAAGAAUCUGUUUCAAGAAGAGUUUCUUGUUAGGAAAUGGAAAAAAACCACGCAGAUCUACUACAGCUUCCCAGUGACCUUGAAUGUGUUUCAAAGGCAGCAGGAACCAACUUUGAAGUUAUGAAGGCAGAGGCAGAUGCCCAUCUAAAGAAACUUUUGAAAAUUGAGCAUAACAUGUCAUCAAUAGAUGAUUUAAAAGCACAGUAUGGAAAGUCUAUUCAAGACCAUAUAAACCUUUCAAAAGAACUGGAGGAGGAACUUGGCACCAUUGCAAAGAAGAAGGCAGAACUUGCGGAUUACCUCUGUGAAGAUCGAAAUAAAUUGUCAUUAGAAGAUGUGUUUAACACAAUGAAAACCUUCAGGAAUUUAUUUAUCAAGGCACUAAAGGAAAACCAAGAAAGGAAAGAACAAGCUACAAAAGCAGAGAAAAGAAAGAAAUUGCUUGAAGAGGAGGAAGCUAAGCGUCAAAAAGGAGAAUAUGGAAAGAUCAUUCAAAAAGGAGAUGUGAGACCAGAAGCAUGUGUCCCUGAUGCCUUAUUAGCAGAUAUAAGGGAAGGCUUUCAGCUAUGGAAAACUACUAGGAACAAGUCUAAGCCAGAAAUUGUUCCCAAAACCUCACCUACUGAAACUGGUAAAAUUCCAAUUGUCUUCAGCAAGAAAAGACUUCAGCGUUUGGUCCUUAAAUAAUAAACUCGGAGAUGUCAAAAAGGUCAGCAUCAAUUGGAGAAGUGUGACUAAUUGUUCACCCUUAUCUACUACUUACAAUGGUGGAAGAUUCCAAGCUGCAAGUGAAACCAGUUGAAGGGGAAUGUAGUUUUGUUGCUUGCUUCUUCUUUCCUCUUUGAUCAUUGAUUUGCAGUGAUAAACUGUAAUAGUGGUGAAAAAGAACAAAGAAUAGUCUGCAGGAAACAAGACACAGAAACUGAGUGUCUGAUAAGUAGUACUUUGAAAUAUAAUGUAAAAUCUUGACUGUUUAUUAAUGGAGCAUCAUUUAAAAAUAGAUAUACAUUGUAUUUGUACUUGAUGCAUAUUUUGUUCUUGUCUUUGUUCA